UCAGUGCUACACUCCUUGUGUUGUCACCCGAACCGGGAAUUGUCAGUGUUACAGGGUCACCGUAGUCCAAAAAUCACUACCUGCUAAAAUGGCACCCAAGAAGGACGCUAAGGCUCCUGCCAAGAAGGCCGAACCAGCCAAGCCAGCGGCAGCGGCACCGGCACCAGCAGCACCUGCACCGGCACCCGAACCAGCCGCCCCUCCCAAGCCUGCCGCCGUCGACCUGUCUGCCGUCAAGGUGGAAUUCACCCCAGACCAGAUGGAGGACUACAGGGAGGCCUUCGGUCUGUUCGACAGGGUGGGUGACAACAAGGUGGCUUACAACCAGAUCGCUGACAUCAUGCGCGCCCUGGGACAGAACCCCACCAACAAGGAGGUGGCAAAGAUCCUGGGAAACCCCACUCCUGAAGACAUGGCCAACAAGAGAGUAGAGUUCGAGGCCUUCCUGCCCAUGCUGCAGUUCAUCGUCAACAGCCCCAACAAGGGAACAUACGACGACUACGUUGAGGGUCUGCGCGUCUUCGACAAGGAGGGCAACGGCACAGUGAUGGGUGCUGAGCUCCGCAUCGUCCUGUCAACACUGGGAGAGAAGAUGACUGAGGCUGAGAUUGAUGCUCUCAUGCAGGGACAGGAGGACGAGAACGGCUGCGUCAACUACGAGGCCUUUGUCAAACACAUCAUGUCUGUGUAAGGACCCUGGCACUGCCGCGCUGAGCAUCGUGUACAUGCAGACCCCAUGGUGUCGAGACAUCCCCUCGCUGUUUCCUGCACCACCGGAGGGAACAGGGGGAACAAAGGACUAUGAGAUGUCGUUUCUAAACCUUUCUUUCGUUUUUGUUCUACUUUUUUUUUUUUUUUUUUCGUUUUUGUCCAACUGGUGCUUUUUCUUCCUCCUCUAUCGGAAGCCGCCCCCAUUUGCCACGAGACGUUUCUUUUACUCUUCCCCAUCACGGCCCACCCGCACCCUUCCACGUCGUCUCGUUGAGGUAUUUUGUCGUCUUCACAGUGGAACAGUGACGGAGGGGAAGGUGCAGUGACGAUGAUGACUGUUCCCUCCCGUCACUCGACUGCCCGGCUGGCUCUCUACCCGCCAGUGGAAGUGACUGGCUCGGCCCAGGACUUGGCCACCAACGUGAAUCCACCCCUAACCCGCUCCAGCCCCCGAGUCUUAACUUAUUGUAACUCUCCUCUGUCGUUUCACAAUAAACUUUUCACAA
Molecule: messenger RNA, 1217 nt
Organism: Myripristis murdjan (pinecone soldierfish)
Lineage: Eukaryota; Metazoa; Chordata; Actinopteri; Holocentriformes; Holocentridae
Gene: myl1
Product: myosin, light chain 1, alkali; skeletal, fast
Exons: 6
Coding region: 89-691 (200 amino acids)
Cellular component (GO): contractile muscle fiber; myosin II complex
Molecular function (GO): calcium ion binding
Source: RefSeq, a predicted model, not a curated record